UCAGCUGCACUGAAGAAUCUAAGAACAGUUAAUCAUUAAUUCCUUUUACAGCUGCAUCUGAAAUGUGUGUAUAGUUUCCUCUGAAACAACAGCUAAAAGUAACCAAAUUCAGUGAUAAAAAGGCGUGUUUUUUUUUUUGCUUUUCCAAAAGAUGCAAUAUGUUUGUACUGUAACAUAUUAACAUUUGCCACCAUGGCCACCAGAAAAAAUCUCUCAGCAGAAACUGACUUGAAGACAGAGAAAAGUCUGAUUCAGAGAGAAUCUCCUAAAUAUAGACGUGUGUCUCUGAAGAGUACUGCUUCGAUGUGUGACCCACCUAUGUUGAGUGAGAAAGACUCUGUUGUUGAUGUAAGUCUGACUCAGAGAGAAUGUCCUGAAUGGAGCUGUUUGUCUAUGAAGAGUGAAGCAUCAAUGGGUGACCCACCUGAAAUAAACGAAACAGACUCUCUGGCUGAUGUAAGUCUGAUUCAGGGAAGGCCUCCUGAACCCAGCUGUUUGUCCUAUGAAAGAGUAAAGCAUCAAUGGGUGACCCACCUGAAAUAAAUGAGACAGACUCUCCUGUUGAUCUGAGAAAUGAACAGGAUGUAUCACUGUCGGAAUCAAACUCCACUGGACAGAAGCAGUUGGACUCGAUUUUUAAGGAGCUUGAACACAAAAUAAUCUUUCUGACAAAGAAAGAGCUGAAGAGGAUCAAAGGAGUUCUGAGCCCACAUUAUUCUGCAAUCUCUGAGAGAGAGGAGGAGGAGGUGGAUGAAGGUGAAAGCAGAGUCAGACAAGGGCUCCUGCAGAUCACCCUGAAUGUCCUGAGGAGGAUGAACAAGACAAACCUUGCUAACAUACUACAGACCAGACUUGCCCCUUUUAAUGUGAAACAGCACAAAUCCAGACUAAAGGAGAAAUUUCAGACAAUUCAUGAAGGAAUGUCAAAUAAAGGCAGCUCCGCAUCUCUGAAUGAUAUCUACACAGAGCUGUACAUCACAGAGGGAGGUAGUGGAGAGGUCAAUAAUGAACAUGAGGUGAGACAGAUUGAGACACAAUACAAGAGAUCAGAGUCACAGGAAACACCAAUCAAAUGCAAUGACAUAUUUAGGCCUUUACCUAGACAAAACAAAUCCAUCAGAACUGUGCUGACUAAAGGAGUAGCCGGAAUUGGAAAAACAGUUUCAGUGCAGAAGUUUGUUCUGGACUGGGCUGAAGGAAAAGCAAAUCAGGAUCUCCACUUCAUUUUUCCAUUUCCUUUUAGGGAGCUAAAUUUAAUAAAGGAGAGCAAUCUCAGUUUGAUUAACCUGAUUCAUCAUUUUUUCACUCAUACAAAUAAAUUGAGAUCAACAAACAUUGAUGACUUCACAGUCCUAUUUAUCUUUGAUGGCCUGGAUGAGUGUCGACUUCCUUUGGAUUUCCAGAACAAUGAUAUUUUGUGUGAUGUGACAGAAUCAGCCUCAUUGGAUGUGCUGCUGACAAACCUCAUCAAGGGGAAUCUGCUUCCUUCUGCUCUCCUCUGGAUCACCUCUCGACCAGCAGCAGCCACUCAGAUCCCUCCUAAUGUGAUGUUAAUCUUAAACAGGCUAGAAGUAAUAUCCUGUCACUGGGAAAACUGGCUUUUCAACAGCUGGAAAAAGGGAACCUGAUCUUCUACGAGCAGGACCUGAGAGAGUGUGGCAUUGAUGUCAGAGAUGCAUCAUUGUAUUCAGGAGUUUGUACCCAAAUCUUCAGAGAGGAGUUUGGGCUAUACCUAGGGAAGGUGUACAGCUUUGUACAUCUGAGCAUCCAGGAGUUUCUUGCUGCUUUAUAUGUGUUUCUUUGCUCUUUUAAACAAACAGGAUUUGUUAGAAUGUUCAGAUCAUCUUUGACCAAUUUACUUAAGAGUGAAGUUGACAAGGCUUUACAGAGUGAAAAUGGUCACCUUGAUCUCUUCCUUAGAUUCCUUUUGGGUCUCUCAUUGGAGUCUAAUCACACUCUCUUACAAGGUCUAGUGAAAAAGACAAGAAUCAGAUCUCACAGUGAACAGGAAAUAGUUGAGUACAUUAAGAUGAAGAUCAGGGAGAAUUCCUCUUCAGAGAAAUCCAUCAAUCUGUUCCACUGUCUGAAUGAACUGAAUGAUGAUUCUCUAGUGCAGGAAGUCCAAAUAUACCUGAGCACAACUGGUGACAGUCAACUCUCUGGGGUUAAAAC
Molecule: messenger RNA, 2172 nt
Organism: Cyprinus carpio (common carp)
Lineage: Eukaryota; Metazoa; Chordata; Actinopteri; Cypriniformes; Cyprinidae
Product: protein NLRC3-like
Exons: 7
Coding region: 522-1628 (368 amino acids)
Source: RefSeq, a predicted model, not a curated record